Molecule: messenger RNA, 1701 nt
Organism: Linum tenue
Lineage: Eukaryota; Viridiplantae; Streptophyta; Magnoliopsida; Malpighiales; Linaceae
Source: the annotation of a GenBank genome assembly
AUGUCUCUUCUUCCUUCUUCCAUCCUUCCCCUACUUCUCCUCUGCCUCCUCAUAACCCCAUCCAUCGCAUUUCCCAAACGAAAACCAGCCCAACAACAGCACAGCUUCCUCCAAUGCCUCUCCGAUCACAGCGAAACCACCGCCAUCCCCUUCUCCCGAACCUUCUUCACCCCUGACAGCUCCAACUUCUCCACCGUCCUCAAUUCCACCGCUCAAAACCUCCGCUACCUCCUCCCUUCCGUCCUCAAGCCCGUCUUCAUCUUCACACCACUCCAAGUCUCCCACAUUCAGGCCGCCGUCAUCUGCUCCAAGAAGCUCAACAUCAACCUCAGAAUCCGCAGCGGCGGCCACGACUACGAGGGCCUCUCUUACGCCUCCAAGACAGAGUCUUCUUUCCUCAUCCUCGACCUCUCCAAGCUCCGCGCCGUCUACGACAUCGACAUCACUUCUAAAACCGCCUGGGUCCAGGCCGGCGCCACCAUCGGCGAGGCCUACUACCGGAUUGCCGAGAAAUCCCGCACUCACGGCUUCCCCGCCGGGCUCUACACCAGCCUCGGCGUUGGCGGACACAUCACAGGCGGGGCUUACGGCGGCAUGAUGCGGAAAUACGGACUGGGAGCCGACAAUGUCGUCGACGCCCUCAUCGUCGACGCCAAGGGGAAGCUCCUCGACCGCAAGGCAAUGGGGGAGGACGUCUUCUGGGCGAUCCGCGGGGGCGCCGGGGGAAGCUUCGGAGUGAUCGUUGCCUGGAAAUUGAAAUUGGUCGCUGUUCCGGCUACCGUCACGGUUUUCACCGUUCCCAAGACCCUCCAAACUGGCGCGACGAAAAUUUUGUACAAGUGGCAGCAGGUCGCCGACAAGCUCGACGACGAUCUGUUCAUCCGAGUGAUAAUCACCACUGGGCGGAUCGGCAACACAACCGAGCGAACCGUCACGACUAUGUACCAGGCUCUAUUUUUGGGCGAUUCCGAGAGACUCCUCAAAAUUAUGGGCGCCAGUUUCCCCGAAUUAGGUCUCACCAAGUCGGAUUGUUUAGAAACGAGCUGGAUCCAGUCCGUGGUUUACCAGGCCGGAUUCCCAACCGGCACCGCACCGGAGGUCCUGCUUCAGGGGCAGUCUCUGUUCAAGACUUACUUCAAAGCAAAGUCCGAUUUCGUGAGGGAUCCGAUUCCAGAGACGGGUCUGGAAGGAAUUUGGAAGAGAUUCCUCCAAGAGGACAGUCCAUUUACGAUCUGGAACCCAUUGGGCGGGCAAAUGGCGAGGAUUUCAGAAUCCGCGAUCCCGUUCCCCCACCGGAAGGGGAACGCGUUCAUGAUCCAGUGGCUGACGUAUUGGCAGGACGGAGAGAGCAGCGCGGCGAAACACAUGGACUGGAUGAGGAAGCUGCACAACUACAUGACUCCCUACGUGUCGAUGAUGCCCAGAGCUUCGUACGUGAACUACAGGGACCUGGAUCUGGGGAUGAACAAGGGCGGGAACACCAGCUUCAUUGAAGCCAGUGCAUGGGGGACGAGUUACUUCAAGGGGAACUUCAACAAAUUGGUGCAGAUCAAGACCAAGUUCGAUCCCGAGAACUUCUUCAGGCACGAGCAGAGCAUCCCGCCGCUAUCUCUCUCUUCUUUAAUAUUUCCAUUUCUUUUAUCUUUUUUUUUUGCUUUAAUAAUAGGUUACAUGUUGAUAAACUUAACCAAACACACAUAA